Molecule: messenger RNA, 2207 nt
Organism: Cyanistes caeruleus (blue tit)
Lineage: Eukaryota; Metazoa; Chordata; Aves; Passeriformes; Paridae
Source: RefSeq, a predicted model, not a curated record
AUGGCCACAUGCUGUGCGCUCCUGAAGAGGCUGUGCACGACCCUACACAGCUUGGCUUUAGUGUCUUUCAGGAUCAGCAGAGUGAAUUCCUUGCUGGAAGCACGGCUGGAAGCACAUCCUGGCUGGCUCCUGGUGUGCCACGGGCCCUGGCAUCCCUCCCUGGGCACCCGGCUCUGCCGGCAGCUCGGGUACCUCAGGAGCAGCCAGCAGAAGGGGGUGAAGCUGGCCGAUGUCCCGGUGGGUGCUGGGCAGCAGUUCCUGCAGGUGACAGCCGGGCAGGAAGGCAGCCUGGAGGACACGUGGCAGGUCAGGAGCAGCUGCCAGUCCGGUCGAAUUGUGGCUCUGCAGUGCUCAGAGUGUGGGCUGCAGGCGGGGGCCCUGAGGGUGGUGGGGGGCACAGACGUGUCCCCCGGGCGCUGGCCCUGGCAGGUCAGUGUGUGCCAGGGCUCCCAGCACCGCUGUGGGGGCUCCGUGCUGGCCCCCGAGUGGAUCCUCACAGCAGCUCACUGUGUGCACAGGCAGCUGCCAGCCCCAGCCUGGCAGGUUUUUGCGGGCAUUGUCACCCAGGGCUGGCUGAAGCCCGAGGCGGGGGUGCCCGUCCGGGACAUCUUUCUGCACCCGCUCUACAACGAGAGCAGCCUCGACUACGACAUGGCCCUGAUGAGGCUCCGAGUGCCCCUCAAUUUCUCAGUGUCCCUGUCCCCAGCACAGGUGGCCGGGACGCUGAAGGAGGCCCUGGUGCCCCUGAUCGGCACCCGGAGGUGCAACAGCUCCUGCGGGUACAGGGGUGAGCUGACGGCCAGGAUGCUCUGUGCAGGACACCUGCAGGGCCGUGUGGACGCCUGCCAGGGGGACAGCGGGGGCCCGCUGGUGUGCUGGGAUGGGUCCAUGUGGCGCCUGGUGGGAAUUGUCAGCUGGGGCCGGGGCUGUGCUGAGCCCAACCACCCCGGGGUCUACACCAACGUGGCUCAGCUGCUGCCCUGGAUCCACCAGGUCACCCAGAUCCACUAGAAAUGAGGCAAGGACAGACUCCACACAGCAACACUGCCCUUCCCACAAGUGAAGAACAGCCCAGGACCGGCUCCUCCCGACUCUCUGUAACCCAAACAGACUCCCAGAUGUGCUCAGUAUAAAUAGUUUAUUAAAGAAAAUAGCAAAUUACAAUUCUGUGAACAAUCAACAGGAGAGAAGUGUUUUUCAAAAUAGGUGUUUUUUGGAUGACUGUGUUUGAAGGGGCAGGGGAUCCCAUGAGAUGUCAGUGUUCUGGGAACAGAGGGGGAAAAACAAAAACAGAGGGGUUCUGCAAGGACUGCAGUGACAUGAGAGCCUCUGCCCCUGCAGAAAUGCCUGGAAAUGGGAACAGGAGUGGGACAAAAGUGCCAAUGACAAGGAGACAACAGAAUAAAACAUUAAACUCUGUGACUGAAACUCUUCUAAGCACUACAGGGUAGGAAGGACUUUGCUCCAUGUGUGCAGCACCUUGGUCUCUGGGCUAAGUUCAGUGAAUGCUCUCACUGAGUUUUUCAAUUAAAAUAAAUGUACAAUAACCCAAGUGUCAAACAUAGCCUUUUGUGACUUCAUGCUGUGAGUGCACCUUUCAUUCCCUUUUUAUUUUGGUUUACAUUUCUCUCAUCAUCCCUGAAGGACAGAAAACACAACAGCAGAAAGACACCAGAGUUACACAGGUCACACCCAAGAGAAACCUAAAGGAAGGAGCUGAACUGCCUUCUACAGCUGGGAAAGUGACAAUGGAAAGUUCUAAAUCAGUUUGAAGAUAUUUUCUAUGAAAAAUAAGAGAAUUUUCAUACUUGUGAGAAAUCCUGUGACCUGAUCAAUGGUUCAUUCAGCACAGGAUCUCCUUCCCCCACAUCCCUCUCUAAAGUGUCUCUCCCUUGAGGUCUGCUCCUCAGGGGAAGCUGAGGUGGGAAAGUCUGGCACUUCUUGGAGGGAUAUCAAAAGCUCUCCAAGUCUGUGGGCUCCACGUAUGGUUUGAGGGACAGAAGAGGUCACAGAGGGGCUGCAGGUCCCCUGAUGUUGAACUGCAUAGAAGAGUCCCAGCUGAGCACUGCAAACGCCCAGCCUGAGAUGAGGUUACACAAACACCGAGCCAGGAAAUGCUCCUUCCCCCCAGCCAAGCUCCAGGGAGCACCUCCCCAGUCCCAAAGUUUUUCAGACCAGUACAAGAAAGGUGAAAUUAAAAAAAAAAA